Molecule: messenger RNA, 4239 nt
Organism: Globicephala melas (long-finned pilot whale)
Lineage: Eukaryota; Metazoa; Chordata; Mammalia; Artiodactyla; Delphinidae
Gene: HELLS
Product: helicase, lymphoid specific
Biological process (GO): lymphocyte proliferation; negative regulation of gene expression via chromosomal CpG island methylation; pericentric heterochromatin formation
Cellular component (GO): nucleus; pericentric heterochromatin
Molecular function (GO): chromatin binding; ATP-dependent chromatin remodeler activity; ATP binding
Source: RefSeq, a predicted model, not a curated record
CUGGCCGGGAGACUGGGACCGGCAAGCGGCUGGGAGGUUUUAGCGCGCGGCGUUGCAGGCGCUGUGAGGAGGGCACCCGGUUCCGGAGUGUGUGUCCAGCCAUGCCGGCGCAGCGCCCCGCUAGCAGUGGCGGGUCCGUAGCUCCAGAUGUGGUUGAACAGCCGGAGACUGCCGUGAUUACUCCAGCCAUGGUAGAGGAGGAAGAACAGCUUGAAGCUGCUGGGCUAGAGAGAGAGAGGAAGAUGCUAGAAAAGGCUCGCAUGUCUUGGGAUAGAGAGUCCAUGGACAUUCGAUAUCGUAGACUUCAGCAUUUGCUUGAAAAAAGCAAUAUUUACUCCAAAUUUUUAUUGACUAAAAUGGAACAGCAGCAGUUAGAGGAACAGAAGAAGAAAGAGAAAUUGGAGAGAAAAAAGGAAUCUUUAAAAGUUGCUAAGGGUAAAAAUUCCAUUGAUGCAAGUGAGGAGAAUGCAGUUAUGAGAAAGAAAAGAGGAAGAGAAGAUGAAUCAUACAGUAUUUCAGAGGUCAUGUCAAAAGAGGAAAUUUUGUCUGUGGCUAAGAAAAGUAAAAAGGAGAAUGAGGAUGAAAGCUCCUCUUCUAAUCUCUGUGUAGAAGAUCUUCAGAAAAAUAAAGAUUCAAAUAGUAAAAUUAAAGAUAGAUUAUCUCAAACGGUUAGGCAAAAUACUAAAUUCUUUUUUGACCCAGUUCGGAAAUGUAAUGGACAGCCAGUACCCUUUCAGCAACCAAAACACUUCACAGGAGGAGUGAUGCGAUGGUACCAAGUGGAAGGCAUGGAAUGGCUUAGGAUGCUUUGGGAAAAUGGAAUUAAUGGCAUUUUAGCAGAUGAAAUGGGAUUGGGAAAGACAGUUCAAUGCAUUGCUACAAUUGCAUUGAUGAUUCAGAGAGGAGUACCUGGACCUUUUCUCGUCUGUGGCCCUUUGUCUACACUUCCUAACUGGAUGGCUGAAUUCCAAAGAUUUACACCAGAAAUUCCUACUAUGUUAUAUCAUGGUACCCAGCAAGAACGUCGAAAAUUGGUAAAGCAUAUUCACAAACGGAAAGGGACAUUGCAGAUUCAUCCUGUGGUGAUCACUUCAUUUGAGAUAGCCAUGAGAGACCGAAAUGCAUUACAGAAUUGCUACUGGAAAUACUUAAUAGUAGAUGAAGGACACAGGAUUAAGAACAUGAAGUGCCGCCUAAUCAGGGAGUUAAAACGAUUCAAUGCGGAUAACAAGCUUCUUUUGACUGGUACUCCUUUGCAAAACAACUUAUCAGAGCUUUGGUCAUUGUUGAACUUUUUGUUGCCAGAUGUAUUUGAUGACUUGAAAAGCUUUGAAUCUUGGUUUGAUAUCACUAGUCUUUCUGAAACUGCUGAAGAUAUUAUUGCUAAAGAAAGAGAACAGAAUGUAUUGCAUAUGCUGCACCAGAUUUUAACACCUUUCUUAUUGAGAAGACUAAAAUCUGAUGUUGCCCUUGAAGUUCCUCCUAAACGAGAAGUAGUUGUUUAUGCACCACUUUCAAAGAAACAAGAGAUCUUUUACACAGCCAUUGUGAACCGUACAAUUGCAAACAUGUUUGGAUCCAGCGAGAAAGAAACAGUUGAGCUGAGUCCCACUGGACGACCAAAACGGCGAACUAGAAAGUCAAUAGAUUACAGCAAAAUAGAUGAUUUCCCUAAUGAAUUGGAAAAACUGAUCAGCCAAAUACAGCCAGAGGUAGACCGAGAAAGAGCUGUUGUGGAAACAAACAUCCCUAUAGAAUCUGAAGUUAAUCUGAAGCUGCAGAAUAUAAUGAUGCUACUUCGCAAGUGCUGUAAUCAUCCAUAUCUGAUUGAGUACCCUAUAGACCCGGUCACACAAGAGUUUAAGAUUGAUGAAGAGUUGGUAACAAAUUCUGGGAAAUUCUUAAUUUUGGAUCGAAUGCUGCCAGAACUAAAAACCAGAGGUCAUAAGGUGCUGCUUUUUUCACAAAUGACAAGAAUGUUGGACAUUUUGAUAGAUUACUGUCACUUUAGAAAUUUCAACUUCAGCAGGCUUGAUGGAUCCAUGUCUUAUUCAGAGAGAGAAAAAAAUAUGCACAGCUUCAACACAGAUCCAGAUGUGUUUAUCUUUUUAGUGAGUACACGAGCUGGUGGUCUGGGCAUUAAUUUGACUGCAGCAGAUACUGUUAUCAUUUAUGAUAGUGAUUGGAACCCCCAGUCUGAUCUUCAGGCCCAGGAUAGAUGUCAUAGAAUUGGUCAGACAAAGCCAGUUGUUGUAUAUCGUCUUGUUACAGCAAAUACUAUUGAUCAGAAAAUUGUGGAAAGAGCAGCUGCUAAAAGAAAACUGGAAAAGUUGAUCAUCCACAAAAAUCAUUUCAAAGGUGGUCAAUCUGGAUUAAAUCAAUCUAAGAACUUUUUAGACCCUAAGGAAUUAAUGGAAUUAUUAAAAUCUAGAGAUUAUGAAAGGGAAGUAAAAGGAUCAAGAGAGAAGGUCAUUAGUGAUAAAGAUCUGGAGUUGUUGUUAGAUCGAAGUGAUCUCCUUGAUCAAAUGAAUGCCUCAGGACCAAUUAAAGAGAAGAUGGGGAUUUUCAAGAUACUAGAAAAUUCUGAAGAUUCCAGUCCCGAAUGUUUGUUUUAAACUGGAGCUAAAAGAAUGUCUUUAAAAAGUUCUUGUUUACAUCUGGUGAUCUGUAUUGGUGUUAAAAUCCAGAUUUUUCACUCUACUUCUUUGAUUAUAUCAGUUUACGUAAUAUAACUUGUACCAUUGCAUACGUUUCUGAGCCUUAUUAAGAGCAAAGACAUAUUCAUAGUAAGUUUCAGUUAAUUUUUCGGACUCGAUAGUACUCCUGGGUAUAGGCUGUUGUGUCCUUAACCACUGCCAGAUUUAUACAGUCUUCCUGUGGAAGUUUAAUGUCUUUCCCCCACCCUCCUUUUUAGCAAUACAGUUCAUGAGUUUUUGGUACUUCAGUUAUGGAGUAGGCUUUGGAUGGGGGAAAGAUUGGGAUUAUACUGUCUAUUGUUGAAAUAAGAAAUGGUUUGAUUUUUUAGGGUCUCUUUCUAUAAAAUAGUUUGCCAAAUAAAUGUUUGUUAUAAGAUGAUCUCAUCAGAUUAUUUUUUCAGAUAAAUAAUGGCUCAGGUGAAAUACUAGCAAACGUCUUGACUGGCAUUGUGAUUCAACAUUAUGGUAACUCUUGUUUCAUUCAUUAGUACUAUACACAUAUGUCAUAUAAAGAUUUCAACUGGACCUUGGAUCAAUGCAGAGAAGGCUCUGGAAGAAAUUAUAGGUUCUUGACAAAAGACCAGAAAUUGGAAGUGGCAGUGUACCAUGCAAAACAAGAACAGAACAAGAGAAAAGGGACCCUGAAAAUUUAUAGCAGGGAGGGGUUUAAAAUAAGACUUAGGAAUAUAAGUAACACAAGAUCCAUAACAGAGGAGCAAAAUGGGAACCAUUUAGGCCCUGUAUGUAUAUGAAAACUGAAUGCUCCCUGAACCAUACAUUUUUGUGGAGGUUGUUAUUCUUGCUGCCAUGUAUAUUCAAAUGUAGAUGAGAUUCUCUCUGCCUUAGGGUAAUGGAACCUAGGACUCAGAAGAAAAACUAUUUUAAGAGAAUAUUCAGCCAAAGGAAAGAAUAGACUACAGAGUGGAUUUUUUCAAAGUGGAAAUGUUUACCAGUCGCUGACAAAUCAUCAUCGUAACCUUAGUUGGUUGCUUAGUAGUCAUACUAAGUUUUUCUAAUCCAUUCUCUUACAUUGAGCUCAAAUGAUUAUUUCAUGGGUUUAUUUCUGUCCUUAACAUUUCUAAUAUCUUCUCCCUCUGGGCUUGCUCCCUGUCCACACAGAGAAAAUAAAAAUGAUCAGAAAAGAACUUGCCACCACUGCAUCUGUAAACCUACCAGCAUCUGUGCCCAUGUAUCGUUUACUUUUAUGGAUAUAGUCUGUCCUAGCUAGAGCCAACAGAAAGGCCCCAUUUCUUGUUUUACAGCAAACUCCUUGAAACAAGUCUAUAUUCACUGACUUGUUUCGCUUCCAUUUUUUUCCUAAACCCAUUCCAGUCAGAUUUUUAAAGUCUCCAGUGACCUCUACGACCUCAUUUACUUGAUCUUUCAGCAGCAUUUCACAUAGUUGUUUCAUUUCCACUAAACCAUUUCUUUAGUUUGCUAGGUUUUCAGCAAACACAUUUGCCUGGUUCUUCCUACUUCUGGUUCUUUCUCAAUCUCCUUUGCUGUUUCUUUCUUACGUCUUUGACUCCUUAACAUUAGAAUC